UUUUUCUUAACUUAUUUGUUGUUUCACUCCCUCUAGUUUUUACCUUUUACAAACAAAAGCUAAAAAGCUCACCUGACACUGACCGGCGCCGGCGCCGGCAAACUACCAGCUAUGGAAGCUGAUAAGUGGGCAAGUUUUUCAGAAGGAACUAGUGAUUCUGAAGGCUACGGAGAGGAUCCUGAUGAUGAUGACCAUUGUUGUGCAUAUGCAUCCACUGAUAUACCCAAGUUGCAGUUCAGGAAAGAUAUCUCAAGAUCACGGUGGCUUGAUCCAUUAGGAAUGGCUGAGGUCGUGGAGAGGAAGGGUGGAUUGUGGACAACUACUGGGAUAGUUCGUUAUGGCAAGAUAUAUUGCUUCAUCGAAGAGAUUUUAUAUCUUACCGAAAUUGGGGCUCUACAUCUCCUCAGUAAAGAUGACACGCCCCUUUCUCUGGAACAUGUAUACAACAAGGUUGCAGAAGGAAAAAGUGGAUGUUCCUUGGAAUAUUAUGAAGCAUAUAAGCACUUGAAAUCUCUUGGUUAUAUAGUUGGGCGUCAUGGGAUUCCUUGGUCAGUAAGAAGGUCAAAAGUAAAUUGUGUUGUUAAUCAAGACACGCCGGAGCCUGCUCAAAGUGAAGAUGAAGAAUCAAGAAACAGUAUUCUCAUCUCUGAAAUGAUUAAUAAUAUGCAGAUUGGUGGAUUGAGACUGGCCUUUGACGUUUACCCUCCCAAUAGCAGAUUCAGAAAGUCUGCUCCUGGUGAUCCCUGUUUUGUACUUUGUCUUGCUAGUGAGUAUCCACCUUCCAAAGAAGAAAUUGAAGAUCUUGAGAGACAUUCGCAUGGUAUUCCGUUGAAAUUCUGUCUUGUUGAGCAUGGACGUUUGAGCUUUUUCUCAUUCAACAAAGUUGAGCUCCCUAUCCUUCCAUGAUCCUUUCGAGCAACAGAUACAAAUCUUGGCAUGCCCUGUGAAGAACUAUGGUACAAUUAUGAAUUUUCAGUUUGUGGAUUGAUGUUUAAUCGUUGUGUAAUCACAACACAUUAUUAAUGAAACAGCAGAUAACAUGUCUCGUCUUCUUUGCCUUCAGUGUUAAUGUAUGUGUUACAAUGGUGAAAUUUACUUUAAACUAAUCUAUCUGUUAAGAUGAGGUAUAACAGUAUUUUACUCUUUGUCAGAGCCCCAGAAACACUUUUAUCCCUUGGCUGCUGGACUGCUCUAUCAUUUUUAGCUCUUUUGCAUCAGUCUGUUCACAACUUUAUCAGCUUUCCAUCCACUUUGUCAACUUCUGAAAC
Molecule: messenger RNA, 1268 nt
Organism: Solanum stenotomum
Lineage: Eukaryota; Viridiplantae; Streptophyta; Magnoliopsida; Solanales; Solanaceae
Exons: 5
Coding region: 112-906 (264 amino acids)
Biological process (GO): tRNA-type intron splice site recognition and cleavage
Cellular component (GO): tRNA-intron endonuclease complex
Source: RefSeq, a predicted model, not a curated record